Plutella xylostella (diamondback moth) is the source of this 4377-nucleotide messenger RNA. Lineage: Eukaryota; Metazoa; Arthropoda; Insecta; Lepidoptera; Plutellidae. The record is from RefSeq and is a predicted model, not a curated record.
GUCUGCUCAGUCGCAUUUCUGAACUCAAAAGCUCCGAACGCUUUUUUUGGCACAAUGGUCUAAAGCCGUGGUGCCGAAAAAUUAAAAAGUAAAAACUUUAUGAAUAGCGCGGGAAGUGGUUUGACAUUUGUGUUUUUUUUUUUUGAUAAUCGCGGUGUAGUGUUGUACGGUGUGUGAAGUGCCUGGAUAAACCUACCUAUUAAUUUUGACACAACUGGGCAAAAUGGUUCUGCGAUGGAGAGCGUGGUCGCUGGCGCUAGCGGCGUGCUGCCUGGUGCUGGCGGCGGCGGCGGAGGACACGCCCCCGGGGCUGCUGCUCUCAGACAGCGAGCGAGACCUCGACGCCAUGCCCUCUGACACUGCAGCAGUGGCUCAGAAGCGCGAGGCGCCUCUCUCCAACUCGUACGGGGAGCCAAUCCCGGCCGACGCCUAUGGACCACCCAGGGACAUACCUAUCAGUGUCCAACAGCAGACCCAAGGGCCAGUCUACACCCCGGAGCUGCCGUCGCAAGGCCAGCAAGUGGUGUUCCAACAGAACCCUCCACCAGGUGCCUACGGACCCCCACAACCUGUCAGCUUCCCCAGCGUCAGCUACGAGGGACCCCCGCCGCCGCCGCACCCCAUCAAGCCCUCCUACCAGCCCAAACCUAACUACGGACCACCCAAAUUCUACGGUCCCCCAAAGCAAAUGUACGGUCCACCGAAGAAGCUUUACGGACCGCCUAAGCAGAACCUUCCGAAGAUCAAUUAUGGGGUUCCGUUUAACAAGGCUAAGUUGAGCUUCCCGAAGCCCAUUUACGGGGUUCCGAAACAGCAGUACGGACCGCCGAAACCAAUCUACGGUCCUCCCAAACAGAACUAUGGAGCGCCACAGUCUGGGUUCCCUGAGCUAUCCGCGCUGUCCCUCCCGAGCAACUCUUUGGGUGCUUUCGCGACUGUUUCGACCAGUUUCGGUCAAAACGUCCACUUUGGACAACAGCAGAGUCUCCCGGCACCGAUCUACGGAACUCCCUUCACGUCGCUUCCCAACGACCUGAAGCCAAACUUCCCCAUACCAGCCGACACAUACGGGCCUCCUGGACACGCUUUAGGACCUAUUGGGCCGACGGAACAGCUGUUCUUGCAAGAAGACAACCAUUUAGCUGGUCACUACGGUCCACCUCAACCGGACCCGAACCCUCAGCCUCCACACCCUGGCAUCCCGGCGCCUCCUACUCCCCCUCAUGUCAUCUACGACGGAUGGAAGCCGAUCCCCGGAGUCUCAGUGCCUUUUGAACAGCAGCAAAGCUACAACCAAGUGUCGCACAGCCAAGUGUCUCAAGGCGAUGGAAACUUCGCCUCCAACGGCGACCAAUACGGCCCGCCGCCGCCGCCUCCGAUAGAAAUCCACGUGAACUUGGACGAGCAGCCUUUGCCCAACGCUGGACAAUCCCACCAGUUCUCUAACAAUAACGCGCAAAUAACUACAGGCUACUCCAGCGUGCACCAAGAUGCGUUGGCCGACAUCGACUUGAAUUCCAUCGUUGGUGGCGAUUCUAACCACAUUGACCAGUCCAAGACGAUAUUCGAGGCUCACUACACCGAGCCGGCUGGUGGUUCAGGGCCUGAGCUUUCUCUGCAAGCCUUACCUUCCCCCACACCUUCAGACAGCUACGGAGCGCCGCCCCAAGAAUCUUUCACCUCUAGCGGUCCCUACCCAGCGUCUAUCCGACAACAGGGAGCUAAAGGCUUGACCCCACCUUCAGGGUUCUACGGAGUGCCCCCAGGCAGCCAAUACGGAGCGCCACCGCGCCCCCCGCCAGCCAACUUGCCCAUCCCCUACGGAACCAUCACUGGGGGAGGCCACUCUGGAGGCCAUACGCCAAAACACCCGAUCAAGUUCAGGGAAUCUGUCCCAGAAGGACUGAUCCAGCAGAUCGCUCACACGACGAGCCAUAAGGACCACCAUAAUAUUGAUCAUUUGAGGCAAGGCCCAGCGUAUCUACCGCCUCCGAUCAGGGAUAUCAAGGAUGCCAAUCAGCAGAUAGGAAACCACGGAGUGUCUUUCUCUAUCGAGCCAACCAGCUUGUUCAGUCUUCCUCACAGUAACAGCCCUAUCAACUUCCAGAAUGUUCAACAGCCGAGCACGUCUUACGGAUCUCCUGUAGACUCAUACUCGGCGCCGCUGUUGACUGUUAGCGAUCACGCAACGUCAGGGUCCUCUAACAACGAAAUCACAGCGACUGUGGAUGGCACUAUUCUAGCGAAUCUGUCUAAUUUGGAAGCGGCUGCGAUCCUCAAGCAUUGUCCGUACCAUGAGGCUAUUCUCAGAGCAGCGAGGGCAGGAGAGAAGAUUCCAUCUGAUUUAGCGUCUUCCUAUGUGGCUAGUUUGAGUUCUUUAGGGUCAACUUUCUCUAAGAGCCAGCAGACGUUGAUUUCGCCUCAGAAUGGCUUCAACACGCCUGCGGCGGGAAGCGAAUCUGUCAACUACAACUCGCAAGACCUCCAAACUGCCUCUCACACUCUGGUCCAAACCAUUCUGCCGCCGAACGAAAUCAGAAACGAAAAGUUCGACAAGACCAGCGUCCAGAAAUCGAAAUCGCUCAAAACCGACAGCGGAAAGCAACACGCUUACAAAGAGAACGAACUGAACUCCAUUUCCGAACAGAUCUUCAAGACUUCGGAGAAAAUCAAGAGCUUAAACGAGGAGACUAAGCAACUGCAGCAAAACAUCAUCUCGACCUCACAAAACUUGAACCAAGUAAACGGACAGAUAGUCACGACCAACCAGAAAGAGAUCCCAGUUAAAGGCAACUACGGGACUUACUCGCUUCAGAUCCAAUCUGCCGACGGCGACCAGGGCAAGGGAGGACCUCCUUCAAUCCCUCACGAGCAGUUGCUAUCAGAAGGGUUACUCCAAAGCAUUCUUCAAGCGAUAGAGCAGCCAGGGAACAAGCAGAGACAAUCGCAGCCACUACCCCAACCCCAGCAGCAGCAGUUCAAAAUCCAGAACCAAAACGUCCACUUCCAAAACUCUGGUCUUUUAGACUUGGCUGGCAUCGACGCCGGUGGCCUAGUCCUACCAGCAGGCUACGAGCCAAUAGACCACACCAAAGAGAAGAAACCUCAACAACAACAGCAAACAGAGCAAAAGUACCAAACAGACCAGGAAAUCCAAAGCACGCACAAAAACAUCCAGCAGAUUCUGAACAGUGAGAUAGUUCACAGAGGCGAUAUCCCCGAAUGCGACCAAAAACACGACAACUCUAUCCGACACACAAUCGUAGUGCCGGCUCCCUCUAACAGCAUCGACAAACCAGCGCCAGUACAAGAGGAAGUAGAUGAGAAUGAUGUCGCCAUAUUUUUCAACGAAAACAAGGACAAAUCUAACGAGAACUCUGAGCCUGUGACCGAAAUAUCCGUAGCGACCAGCAUCAGUGAAGAGGACAACCGAAGUGAUGACUUUGGCAACAGAAAAGCGGAGUUUGGUGAUAAGAUUGAUAAGAAAGAGAAGAAACAAGCGUAGUUAAAUGGGUGUUGGCUCGAGAUCUAGUCUGAUAGAACCAGUGGCUUGGAAUUUGCGAAAGAGGCUCAAGAAAUAAGAAUUGGUGAAAGGGAAAUAUUUUAAUUCAAAUAUAGUUUGUUAAUGUGGAAUUUCACCAAACGCUAAACGUAUUUAGUAGCUUGUCAAACGUCUGUCAGUACAAAAUGUAUAAAAAUUUUGAUUUAAAUUCAAUUUUAGCGUUUGGUAAUAGUGAUCCUAACAAAUCAAGCUAUUUAAUUACUUAUACAAAUUCAUGUGGAACUUACAUACGUUUAAGUACCUACUUACUUACCCGGUGUUAAGACAGUUUUCAUAAAAUGAUAUAGCGUCAUUUUUCCCCACUUCCGGUUUGUCUAUGCUUGUUUAAACACAAAAUGGCGUGCUGUUAUUUGCUCAUGGUUGUAAAGGAUAUAAUUUAUUGUUAAUUUUUCGAAGUUCGCUGGUGCCAUUAAGGGUUGUUUUCGCCAUUUAAAUAAAAAAUAAAGGUCGGCGACUAAGACUUAGGAUAUUACUAAGGAAACGUACAAGUCUAGAUUUAAGUGGAAUAUAAAUCGAAUUUAGCGCCAUCUGUAGACAAGAUUUGAAGCACGUCCGUAACUUGUGGUUGGAGGAUCUAUAGAUCAUUUAUAGAUCUUUCUAGACGUGAUUUUAGAGGACGCGCUUCAAAUUUCAAACAUGUUUUUAAUGUUAUUUGAUUAAUUUAAUGUUAUUUUAAUUUAUUUAUUACCAGUAAGUAGUAGUAGUAUUAAGUUAUUUUCAGUAUUUGAUCUUCAAUCUGAUCAUCUGUAUGUACUCUGUACAAUCAUUUAAUUAGUUAAAUGUUUAAUAUAUACAAUAAAAUAAAACUAUGCUUG